Messenger RNA from Ahaetulla prasina, 855 nucleotides. Its product is annotated as aquaporin-5-like. Gene Ontology annotation, biological process: transmembrane transport. Bases 1 to 855 code for a protein of 284 amino acids. Gene Ontology annotation, molecular function: nitrate transmembrane transporter activity; water channel activity. The record is from RefSeq and is a predicted model, not a curated record. Gene Ontology annotation, cellular component: apical plasma membrane; plasma membrane. The transcript has 5 exons. Lineage: Eukaryota; Metazoa; Chordata; Lepidosauria; Squamata; Colubridae.
AUGGCUACUACUGCGGAAAGACGAGCAGAGAUUCUGAGCCCCAAAUUUGCCUGGGCUAUUGUAAGUGAAUUUGUAGGAACUGCAAUCUUUCUCUGCAUUGCCUUGGGCGCCUCCUUCAAGUGGCCUUUGGAACAGCCUAGCGUUCUCCAGAUUUCUUUGGCUUUUGGACUAACCAUCGCAACCAUGGUUCAUAUCUUUGGUCAUAUCAGCGGCGCACAUCUCAACCCAGCUGUCACCCUUGCUUACUUUGUGGGGAACCAGAUCUCCAUCGUCCGCUUUGUAUUUUAUACGCUCCUACAGGUGCUGGGAGGCCUUGCUGGUGCAGGAAUCAUCUAUUCCAUAACACCCGGAGAGGUCCGCUCAACACUAUUUGCCAAUCAUGUCCCCAAAGAAGUAUCUGCAACUGAAGCCUUUGUGAUUGAAAUCAUUCUAACUUUUUCUGUGGUUAUGUGCAUCUUCUCUGUAACUGAUAAGCGCAGGUGUGUGAGCAGCAGUUAUGCAGCAUUGUCUAUCGGCCUGGCUGUCACUAUGGCUCACCUUAUCGGGAUUUAUUAUACUGGCUGCUCCAUAAAUCCGGCAAGAUCCUUUGCCCCUGCUGUCAUACUGGGAAAAUUCGGUCCUUUUCACUGGAUCUUCUGGAUGGGACCUUUCAUAGGGGCUGUCUUGGCUGCUGUAAUUUACAACUACGUCCUAUGUCCCCAGAGACUGAGCAGGGAGCAGAGGCUGGCUAUUUUUAAAGGUUUCUGUGCCCCUGAAGAUAAUAUGCAGCAGCCACCAGGAAAUAGGGCUGAUUCACGCUGGAACAAUCCCUCUGGUCAGGAGAACCACCCCAUGAACUAUACUUCACACAUGUAA